Messenger RNA from Saccostrea echinata, 4583 nucleotides. RefSeq lists its product as uncharacterized. NCBI's taxonomy places the organism in Eukaryota, Metazoa, Mollusca, Bivalvia, Ostreida, Ostreidae. Gene Ontology annotation, biological process: regulation of double-strand break repair via homologous recombination; male meiotic nuclear division; synaptonemal complex assembly. Gene Ontology annotation, cellular component: nucleus. The transcript is spliced from 6 exons. The coding region runs from base 100 to 4044 and encodes 1314 amino acids. The record is from RefSeq and is a predicted model, not a curated record.
UCAUGGGAUCCGAACGUAAAAAACACCACGGUUGACAGACAUUGGUUAUUUGGAGUAAGGGCCACUUCGCUGGAGAAUGCAGAACCUUUGUACAGUCUAAUGGACAGACCAUCUAAAAUAAGUAUGCUGCAUCAGGUGGAACUGAACAGCCUCGACGUAUCGAACCUGUUGUGGGAUAUGCAGAAAACAUGUGUGACAAAUGAGGACAUUGAAGUACUGUGGGAAAUCAAAAAUGUCUGGCUGGUUCGGAACAAGGAUCUCGAGGAGAGAUACGAAAGGAAACGAAAAUUAAUGAAAAAUUUGAAAAGGUCGGAAGAGCAGAUACAAGAUGAUUUACUUUUUAUGGCAGAAGGAUGGAACAACGUUCACAAAAUUUGCAAGUAUGGUCCACGUUGUCAGGAAAAAAAGAACAAUGUGCUUGGGGACACACAAUAUGGAAUUCACAUGAAUAGGCACUAUGAUAUCUUAACACGAUUCAUGGCAUUCAAGAACUUCCAACAAGCGAACUACAUAGUAGUUCUAAGGGCAAUGCUUGGGCGCAUAAAGAAAGUGAAACCUUUCCUAACAGGGGAAUACGGCUGUAUAGCACCAACUCCAAAUUAUGACUCGCAUAUAGCAGAGGAUGAGCCUGACUUAACAAGCAUUGACAUCUGCGACGCUAUUGCGUACAACUUUGUAUAUAUGUAUGAAUACGACGAAGAAACCAUUCUUCCAAUGGCAUAUCCUUCACAUGUACUCCCCAUUGCAGUUAUUCAGCUGUAUCGAACCAGAAACAGACUAGUUCGUCCAUUAAAAUACACAAGGGAAAGAGAUCUUGUAAAUAGCAAAAAUGUCCAACGUCUUACUAAUGAAACAAAGCCUUUAAAACAUUUGCCAAAAGCAGCACCAUACAAAAAGUAUGUAGUGGAAGGUAGACGUUCCGGGACAAAACUUAUCUCAGAUGUGCCAAUCGAACCUCCAUCCAAAAAUCCACCAUCAGAAACAACAAAAAGACUAGAAAAAUUCCGAAGAGCUUCAACUAUGUCAGGAGGAACGGGCAUGGCACAUCUGUUUUACAAGCUGCCUUUUAACAAAAUGCCUCUCUCGUGGCAGCGAAAGUUUAGUUUCAAAAAAAGACCAAAAUACAGACUGUACUCAAAGGGGACAUACAGAAAACGUUCAAGGUCAAGAUCAUCAAGUAAAGAAUCAGAUAAAAGUCGAGAAUUACAAUCCAGAAGUCCAACACCACCCAAAUCACUUUCACGAGAAAAGAAUUUGUUUGAAAUUUUUGAUAAGUCAAAUGAACAUGUUUCAUCCCAGUUGAAAGAGCAGAAUAUAACAUCAGUGAACAGUGACAAAGGAAGCAAUAAAACAGGAAGUCGACCUAUCAGUGGCAACAAUACACCAACACAAGAUGAACUAUAUUGUAAUGACGUAAAUGUGUUUCCAAAGAUCGAGGUUUGUACGGAUUCCGCGUCAGAUACCACAGAUAAACUAGAAACUCCAAAGAUAUGUUUAGAACAUAAAAAUAGCAAUCGGGGACCAGAGGAUAACAACUGGAUGAGAUCUAAUGAGUUUACAAGUUGCUUUACACCAGAGAGCACAACAUCUAUGAAUGAAUCGCAACAGAAGGACACAAUGAAAGGAAUUUCAUCAUCAACAAAAUGUAAAAAAUCAUCCACUUUGCAAAAUGCUUCAAAAGAAACAAGUUAUCAGCUCAUCAGGAUAACAACUGACGAGCCAGAUACUCAGAGUAUUUAUCAUGAAUUGAGAGGAAUCAAAUUACCAAUUUGUGACAAAAAGGCAGUGAAAGACCCAAGACUACUGCGUGCUAUGGGUUGUAUCAUAGAGAGUCCUGUAAUGGCUGGCUUUGGACCAUUUCUACGUCGAAUCAAAGAGGAACCACCUGAUGAUCAUAGUUAUGAAAAAGAUUCAGUGAAGAAAAUGAAAAAUAUUCUUCCUAUUCAAUCUAUUAAAAAGGAACCAGAACUUGAGCAAAACGAAGAUGACGUUGAGAAAGUGUUGAAAGAACUGGAUAAUGCUAUUAAAGCUAUUCAGAAUGAAAAAGAUCCAGAAAGUACAAAGCCAACAGAAGAUAAAAAAAAUAAUAAUUUGGAAAAUUGUAAAAAUAGUACAACAGGUGAUACAGAGGUGAAAAAACAGAACACUCCUGAGAAUGAUAAAGAACUAGAAAAGGAUGAAUUCCAUCCAAGAAACAUGGGGUUUUCCUCUUAUCUUCCAGAAUACAGUGACAGUAGUGACUUUGAGAGGACAGCACGUGUUUUAACUGAAGUGUUUUCUGAUAAGGCAUCGUCACCAACUAAAAAGUUACCCAUGAGUAUGUCAGACUAUUUUGGCACCAGUAAUCCAAAUGUUUCUCUCAGUUCAACAAAGACAAAUAUUGAACACAAACUGUCGGAUAUCAAUUCAGAUUGUGAAACUACCAGAGCAGUAGAAAUUACAAAGAGAAAUCAGGAAAAUGACAGUGAUAACACCUGUAAAUCGAAAGUAUCUACAGAGGUCAAAUCUGAAACCGACUGUCUUGAAUCCAGAACGGAAAGAAAACACGCCAAAAAUGAAGCUUCCUCUGCCUCAAGAAUGGUCCAUCUUAACGAAUCAGAAAAUGAUAACUCAAGUUCUGAUUGUAAAUUAGAAACAAAUACCGACAGAGAACUCAGCAAAGAGAGAAGCAGAUCAAGAUCUCUUCAUUCUUCACACAAAACCAGAAGUCGAAGUAGAUCAGUGUCCAACUCUAAAACGCACAAAAGAAAAUUAAAAAGAAAGCGAAGCAGGUCUAAUUCUCUUAGUAAGAUCGAAAGAGGUCGGGUUAAGACUAAAUCAUCACAUUCAAAAAAGAAAAAACAGAAAAAACACAAAUCCAGACGUUCUCCCUCAUGUGAGAAAAAGCGUAGUAGAAGCAAAUCAUUAUCGAUUGUUUCUGGAGAAUGGAAAGAACCCAUAAGCUUAUCAAGUCGUAGUCGUUCAAGAUCAAGCAGUUCUAAAAGAAGUCUUACAGGGAAAAAACAUGACCUUUCCAACAGCAAUGCUAAAGAUGGCGAUGAAAACAAAACAGAUUGGAAGUCCCGAGCUGAAGUAAUACGGGCUCGGGAAAACUCACCUGGACGCUUACUGUAUCUUGAACAAAGAAGAAAGCUUGACAUAUCGAAACGUUUGAUUGCAAAAGCAAAACGUCAAAAAGAGGAAGGAAUUGCAAAGAGAUGUGACAAUGGAAUUGAUGUAAUGGAUAUUCAUUACCAGAAAGUGUUGAAAAAAUCACGGCAUCUUUCUAAAACUUUUGACUCCCUGGAUGACCACAGGAGUUCUUUCGUUGAGGAUUCAAGAGAGGCGGAGUUUUCAGAGAGGAGAGGUACAACAACAAGCGACGAAUCUGUUGUAAAUUCAACGUUAUCAAAAGCCAUGACAAGUUUACUGAAGAAAAUUGUAUUUAGAGAUAAUUGUAAUCAAGAUAACAGUGCGGAAGGCAGAAUGGCGGAUAUGGUAAUAGAAUUGGUGAAAGACCAGAUGAGUAAGGAGUUACAGUCUUCGAUAGUUUCUACAGCUGGUUCAUCCACAUCUACAAUGCAGAAUCAAUCAGUACAUCCAUUUGUGCCAUACUUAAAACAAACAAGGGGCAUGGAGGAGCUAUAUGGCGCCAAUCCAUGGAAUGCUUCAACAAACAUCGAUAGAAGAUCCACUCUCAGUGGAUUUCCUGAUAAAUACAUGGAACAUACAUAUCAGAGUAAAGAGGCAGAUGACAAUCGAAGUUUGACCUCUUAUUUUCAUUCAAAAAGACGACCAUAUACAUCGAGAAAUCGCUUCAACUUCUCUCACCAAGAGCACUUGGGUGACUCUAAUCGAAGUUCUUUUAGAGGAAAGUUGUAUCAUAAAGUAAUGGAGAAAACACGAGGAUCAACCUACAGAGGAAGGUUGAAUUCUUCACGUGGGUUUCAUCAUCAGAAAGCAUGGCGAGGAAGCUACAAGUCAAGAGGCAGAGGAAAUUCGAGUUACUCCAGUUCAUCCAACUUCCGUGGGUGUAAAGAUAAGGACAGUAACGAGAAAAGAUAAAAACGGUUGUGAUCUCAAGACGAGCAUCUUAUUGUACUUCCAUACAUCCUAUAUAUGCAUAACCAUAUAAAACUAAUCAUUAGUAGACAUAAGGAAUUUGAUUUCUAACCAGAUAUUCAUAGCGUUACAGAGUAAAUAUUAUUAAUUAAAGUAAAAUAUAAGUUUGUUGCAAUGUAUUCAGUUUUCAUAGCGGGGUAUAUCUUUUCGUUGUAUUUGUUAAAACUCGUUUGACUUAAAUAAAGAAUGCUAGGCAAACCGCUAGAAUUGACAAAGUAGAACCACGCGAAUACAAAUUUCAAAUCCUGACAAUCAGUGCAUCCCAGAAUGGUAAAGUUUUUUCAUGUUUUAUAAAUGCAUGUGUCAUUCUGCAAAUAUACUUGUGAUCAACUAAUGUUUCAAGAGAGAAUUUUUGGUUUCCACAAUGUCGUUAAGAUAAGUCUUUAGUUGUGUUUGUUUUAAAAGAAGGAUUAUUGUCACCGGACAUCACACAGACAAAACAUUUGAAAUGAAUGAUUUGCAAUAAAAAUGUUGACGUGAGA